Molecule: messenger RNA, 932 nt
Organism: Oryza brachyantha (malo sina)
Lineage: Eukaryota; Viridiplantae; Streptophyta; Magnoliopsida; Poales; Poaceae
Product: HVA22-like protein e
Exons: 5
Coding region: 182-640 (152 amino acids)
Source: RefSeq, a predicted model, not a curated record
UGCUUUCCCUUCCCUGGAUGAACAACAUUACAAGUUUAGAACAGCAUCCAAACAACACAAGAUACUUCCUUUCAAUCACUCACUCCAGUGGUGGUGAGCACUAGUGACAGGCCGGUCAGUUAGUGAAAGUUGCAAACUUUGCAAUAAUCACAAGUUCAUAAGAAGAAGCAGCUAGAAGAUCAUGGGGAAGGUUUGGACAAUCCUCACUCACCUUCACUCCCUUGCAGGGCCUACCGUCAUGCUGCUGUACCCCUUGUAUGCGUCGGUGCAGGCGAUGGAGAGCCCGUCGAAGCUCGACGACGAGCAGUGGCUGGCCUACUGGAUCCUCUACUCGUUCAUCACCCUCAUGGAGAUGGUUCUUGAAUCCCUCAUCUACUGGAUCCCAAUCUGGUACGAGCUGAAGCUGCUGUUCAUCGCGUGGCUGGCGCUGCCGAACUUCAGGGGAGCGGCGUUCAUCUACGACAAGUUCGUCAGGGAGCAGCUCAGGAAGCAUGGCCUCGCCGGCGCCGGCUCCGGCGACACCGCCGCCGUGGGGAAGAAGGACAAGUCGUCGCCGUCGUCUUCUCCAAAGGAUAAGGAGAAGACCAAGAGCAAGUUCCUCUCUUUUGUCACUCCCAAGAAGGAUCAUGAAGCUUACUGAACCAAGAGGCGGUGAUCAAUCAGAUCCCUCAAGAUAGCUUGUAGUGUUGUCUUUACUGUUUCAUUUGUGUUUGUUCCUCUCCUUCAGAAGAGGCAGCUCCAUGUUUGGCCUUGGCCAUCUGAUCUGUGUAUGUCUGAACUUCACUGGAGUGAGGGAAAAAAAGAGCUUAAUUACACCCUGCUGAGUAGUGAAAGUGAUUUGGGUUGAUCUUGUCCUGUAAAUGUAAUUCAGGAUCUCACAUGAGCAGACAAUAAAAGGCACACUGUUCUAGGAGUGACCUUUUUCAGUUGAA